Oncorhynchus mykiss (rainbow trout) is the source of this 4467-nucleotide messenger RNA. RefSeq names its product phospholipid scramblase 2. The record is from RefSeq and is a predicted model, not a curated record. NCBI's taxonomy places the organism in Eukaryota, Metazoa, Chordata, Actinopteri, Salmoniformes, Salmonidae. Gene Ontology annotation, molecular function: phospholipid scramblase activity. Gene Ontology annotation, biological process: plasma membrane phospholipid scrambling. Gene Ontology annotation, cellular component: plasma membrane.
UUGUGGUAGCACCUAAAGGGGCGGGGUAUCGAAAAGAAGACGAAUGUAGCCGAUAGCAAACAAGAUUGGCAAGCAAGUAGGAAUUUUCCUACUAUUCUAAUUGUCCUCAGUUUUUCGGGGAAAGAGCCACCAAACAUCGCCUUUUUGGUCAUCUGAAAGCGAUCCCGGUAGUGGACAACAGAGAAGUCUGCCUGCUUUCCCCUUUGCGUCCAGUAACUAAGUCAUCAUGUCAGCCCCAGGUUACCCAUCCCCUCACCAAGGUCCUGGAAGUUACUCCAUGACCCCUUACCCUGUUCCUCAGGUGGGGUAUGGUGACCCUAACCAAGCUCCACCACCGGUUGGCUUCCAUAUGGGCUACAACCACCAACAACCCCAGCCAGGCCACCCAGUUAUGUACCAGCCUGGACCAGUAGGCCAGGGCCCAGGUCCUAUGCCCAUGCCUGAAUAUGGUGCACCUCAGAUGGGUCCUAGCCCAGGCUAUGGUGGUCCCAUGCCCGGGCCCGAAUACGGUGCUCCUAACUCAGGGCCUCAUGCAGCCAUCUCCCCAGCCCCUGCAGGAGUUGUGCCAGUCGGCGUUCCACCUGGUCUGGAGUACCUAACACAGAUUGACCAGAUCCUUAUACACCAAAAAGUGGAGUUGCUGGAAGCGUUCAUCGGCUUUGAGACCAACAACCAGUACGAGAUCAAGAACAGCCUGGGUCAGAAGAUCUACAAGGCCAAAGAGAAGAACGACUGCUGCACGCGCAACUGCUGCGGCGCCCUGCGCAGCUUCGACAUGAAGAUCAAGGACAACAUGGACCGUGAGGUCAUCCGCCUCAUACGACCCUUCCGCUGUGCCUCUUGCUGGUGCCCCUGCUGCCUGCAGGAGCUCGAGGUCCAAGCCCCGCCUGGCACUACCAUAGGCUAUGUGUCCCAGGACUGGAACCCCUGUGUGCCCAAGUUCUCCAUCAAGGGUGCCAACAAGGAGACCGUGAUGAAGCUGGAGGGACCCUGCUUCGCCUGCAACUGCUGCGGGGAUGUCAACUUUGAGCUGACGGGGAAAGAUGGAGGCAAGCCCAUCGGCCGCAUCAGUAAGCAGUGGAGUGGCCUGCUAAAGGAGGUCUUCACUGACACAGACAACUUUGGCAUCCAGUUCCCCCUGGACAUGGACGUCAAGAUGAAGGCCGUGCUCAUGGGCGCCUGCUUCCUCAUUGAUUUCAUGUUCUUCGAGAAGGUUGGCGACAUGAACCAGCGCAACACAGUCUUCUCGUAACAAAGGAAAAAGGAGGGAAAGACCGAGCGCUUGAUUCAAUGCACUCUGUUUUUCAGUUCCUGUUCGGAACCCACUUUUUUUCAGAUUCCGGAUGAAACUCCUUCCUUAUUCCAAAGCUUAGAUGAAGCUGCCAUUCCAUGCCAGUCCCAGAACGCUUUGUGUGAAACAGCAUGAGACCUUAUCUGACGAUGAGCUUUCCUUUGCGUCAAAAUUGCCUUUCUGGACUGUUUCUAUCCGUCCAAAUGUAAGAAUCAGGAAGUUUUUUUUUCUCUCUCUUUGUUAUCUAUAUGUGUGGGUUUCAGUACAGUAUAGAUGGAAAAGUACCAGUUUUUUAUAUCAACCUAAAUUGACAUGCUUAAGAUAACCACCUGAAUACCAUAAUGUUUAAGUAGAAAUAUUACUCUACAUUUUGCGAUUUCUGUUUUGCAUUGAUAUAUUUAGCAUCAACAUGUCAUUCAUAAACCAAAUAUAUAUGUUAAUACAUGUCCAUCUUUCUAAACUUGAAGCAGCCAUCAAAUGUAUUACUGUAGUGAUCUAGGUAAUUUCAUGAUUUAGUGUAGUACUUCUAAACAGAUUGUAGAAUUUGCAUGGACAAUACUAUAGUAACUAUACCAGCUAUGGUGUUAUUAGCUCCUGUAUCAUAUUUUGUAAGACGAUCAUGCACAUAACCAUACAAAGUAUACUUAUGCGCUAUGGUGAAAACUAGUCGUUUGAAAGACUGGGACACUACCAGUAGUGGGAGAAGGCUCAUUUUGACUAGGAAUGCUUGCGCUAAAUGUGUAGGAAAAUGAGAGAAACAUAUCUGCAGCUAUGUAUUCUAAAGUGCUCUUUCUCUAGCCUUGUCUCAUACAGUAUGUGUAACUAUGUUGUCAUGCCACACAAGAGUUGGCUAUAGCACAUGCAGUAGGGGUCAACGAGGCUCCUCUUUCCCUGCCUCUUUUCUCUUGGCUUGUCUCCCUGACUUUGUGCACUGUUUGCGGUGUGCAUGAUCUUUUCUGUUGCUAUGGAGACUGUCACUCCUUUUUCGUCUCUAGAGAUGAAAUCUGUGCCAGUAGAAACUGAAAGGAAGAGGGCGUGGUGAGAGGGGGAAACCGGAAAAAGAGAUGUGGGUAGUUAGAAGGAAAUAGUGGGUGGGAGAGAACAUUACUGAACAUUGAGGUCAGGCGGUUAGCUUCUUAACAGCCUGGAAAAUAAGAGUCAGGGAAACGCUUUACUUUCCUGUGUAACCAUGCUAUUAUAUUAGUGAGAUGAUGCCUUACCAAUUGUGUUGGGAAGUAUACUGUACUCACCCGGCAUAGAUCCUUAAUGGUUGUUUAACAGAUUUGAAUGUCUGUUUCAAUGUUCACUUGCAUACUACUUAAAAUGCAUGGCCAAUACAUUAAUUCAUUAUAAGUAGUAUUCUAGUAUGGACAUUGGUACGUUACCAUGUGAUUGGGAGGAGUAUAUUAACAGAUCAGUGGAACUGUGGCGCAAAUGUUGCGAAGAGCAGUCGUCCUUGGAACAAAGCAUUGGAACAAAGCGUUAAGUCUUUAACCUUUAUUUCACUUAUGGGUGUGUCUCAAGUUACCAUAGAGAUGGAUAGAGGACUCUUGUGCCCCAAAGCCUGUUUUAGCAUAGGCAGUGCCACUGACUUUCACCAGUUGAAGUAGUUAAUGGGGUGGGACUUCCUAUGGGUUAAGGAAGGAUCACAUAAUUCCAUCUGGGUCAUCAGGAGGGAUCAGCCAGUUAAUUAUACUCGUGAGAAAACAUUCCACAGCUGCAGGUGACAGUAAAUUGCAAAUAUUGGCUUUAUACCUGUUUAAACACAUUCCAGGUUGCAGUACCCUUUCAGUUUGUUUACCAACUCAUAGAAGGAGUAGACAGACAUUUGAUUGCUUUAAAGAGUGACUGCCUUUUUAAGAAGCAAGGAAUACCUUUGAAAACAGCAUCCAUAUGAGUAAGUUAUUCUAGUGCCAAAAUUGACUACAAAGUGUAAAUAGGAUUAUUUUGGUGAUAAAGUCAGGAACAACGGGUAAAUGAAUGUUGGGAUUUGAUGAUGUCCAUUUGCCCACUAACAUGGGGUGAACAGCUUCAUUGAUUGCUCUCUAUCCAAUAAGCAUAGACAGUGAGACAGACCUGUCCAGCAGCUCUGACUUAAAGUAAGACGACACGUAUCAUAUUUUACUUGCGAAAUACUGAAUCGGUCAGGAAACACACCUCCAAGACUCUUUAAUGGAGAUGCCCAUGCGCUCACAGAUGCCAUAUCACAAAUGCCAGAAUGGGGCAGAUGCAAAGAAGAGUCCUCUAUCAGUCUCUAUGGUCUAAAUGGAUAUCGUGUCCCUCAAUGGGGUGGGGCUGUGGUUCACAAAAGUGCCUUCACAUCCCAACUAUCUUCACUGUCAAAAUGUCCAAAUUGUUUCCCUAUUGUAAUGUACUACUUUGGGCUAAAUUGGGAGUAGGGAGCUAUUUUGGACACAAGUAUCUGUCGAUGACUUCUCCAAAGCCACUAUCAUGAAGCAUUGAAAUAGUGUCAUAUUGCUGUGUUUCAAUUUAAUAUAGGCUAUACUUUAUAAAAUGUGAGAUUGUAUUAUUGCCAUUACUGUGCUCUGUAUGCGAUAGCUUAAUGUUCUGUUUGUGUAAGCAUGACCCCUAUCAAGGAAAUAGCCAAUGGAUGUGUUUCUAGUGCAUUUUCUAUGUUUAAUGAUUGUAAAAUGCAAUCCUUAAAAAUAACCUCUGUGAUCUCCAUCUUGCUAGCUAUUAUUUUGUAUUUUAUUCAAGUGGAUAGGGUAGUGAAAUAUGAAGUGAUGUAGUUCUAUGUCAAAUUGGCGUUUUACGUACAGACGUGUUGAGGUGAACAUUUGAAAAUCGUGGGAGGCAACCCGGAUGUCUAGAGGCUGCAUUGUUUGUGGAUAGUGCUUGGGGUUUGCAUUAGGCAAAUAUGUCAAACAUUUAAAUGCUUUGGGGCAAGUGGAGAUGUUUUGUACCAUUUUUGUUUCUGAACAUUUUCCUGGGAAACUUUUCCAAAUGUUUUUUUUUUUUUUUUUUUUUUAAUUUUUUACAUACAAAAAACCCUCACUCCAUUGUUUGUCAAAAUAAAUGGCAAAUUGAUUAAGAAAACCAAUCUUGUUCUGAGGCAGAAACUAAUGUGAUUGGGAGAUUGGUUACUUUCAUGCAAGCAAUCUCCACCUGGAGGAUUUACAGUAUACUGCAACUAAUUAAACCUCCACCUCAGCCUU